CUAGUCUUCAUGCUGAGCGAGAAGCCAAACAACUAGAAUUCUCCAAAAAACAAGAAAUAUGCAAGCUUGAAGCUGAAGAAGCUGCCCGUCGUGCUCAGUGCGAGGCGGACGAAAAGAUAAGACGGAUAAGAAAUGAGGCGGAACUCACGAGAUGUCGUCAGGAGUUGGAAGAUCGACAAAUUAUGACAGAGAUCAUAAAAACUGAAGCAGAGAUGAAUGCUUUAGAAGGUGCACCCAGUCGGUCGGACAAUGGAGACCUGAUAAAUAAGUACAUGUACACUCAGGAGGACAGGGUGCGUGAUAUCAACAGAAACCCUUUAGAGAAUCGCACAAUAAAUCAGAGACCUGCCGAAACUCGUCAAAGUGAACGUGAUCUCACAGGUCUUGUUCAGACAUUGACAGACUCUGUAAAUCGAAACAGAUUACCCGCUCCUGAGCCACCAGUCUUUUCUGGAGAAGUCUUACAGUAUCCGGCGUGGAAGGCUGCGUUUGCUGCUCUCAUAGACUCAAAGAACAUACCACCUUCGGAACGCAUCCACUACCUGAAAGGAUACCUCAGUGGAGAGGCUAAAGAAACCGUAGAAGGAAUGUUCUAUUUUGACACAGAAGAAGCUUACGCAAGCGCUAGGACCGUUCUGGAUGAGAGAUAUGGCAAUAAAUUCCUGGUAUCUGAAGCCUUCAGGACCAAGCUCAGUUCAUGGCCAAAGAUUAAUGGAGGUGACGGAAAGGGACUGAGGAAAUUAGCAGACUUCUUGCGGCAGUGCUCAUUAGCGAUGGACCACAUCUCUACGUUGAAGAUCUUGGAUGACUGCCAUGAAAACCAAAGGAUUUUGUGCAAGCUGCCUGAUUGGCUGACUCGUAGAUGGGGCAGAAUAGUUGCUACGUCGAAAGACACAUACCCUUCCUUCAAAGACUUCGCCAGCUUUGUAGCGCGUGAAGCGGACAUAGCAUGUAACCCCAUCAUGUCUCAGAAUUUUGGCAGUAAAGAAUUUCAGAAGAAACUGCCUGAGAAAUCAACAAGGCGACCUGCAAGGGUUAGUGUGUUGGCUAGCGAAGCAACGAAACCAGCAGAAGUGAAACUUUGCAUAUUCUGCGACAAACCCAAUCAUAAUGUGGACAAUUGCCGAGCAUUCGGAGGCAAGACUCCAA
Messenger RNA from Priapulus caudatus, 1149 nucleotides. RefSeq lists its product as uncharacterized. NCBI's taxonomy places the organism in Eukaryota, Metazoa, Priapulida, Priapulimorpha, Priapulimorphida, Priapulidae. The transcript has a single exon. The annotation marks the transcript as partial. The record is from RefSeq and is a predicted model, not a curated record.